Messenger RNA from Coniophora puteana RWD-64-598 SS2, 738 nucleotides. RefSeq lists its product as uncharacterized. The record is from RefSeq and is a predicted model, not a curated record. Gene Ontology annotation, biological process: proteolysis. Gene Ontology annotation, molecular function: glutamic-type endopeptidase activity. The transcript is spliced from 3 exons. The coding region runs from base 1 to 738 and encodes 245 amino acids. Lineage: Eukaryota; Fungi; Basidiomycota; Agaricomycetes; Boletales; Coniophoraceae.
AUGUUCAAGGUCGCUCUGCUCACCAACCUUCUCCUCGCCUCGGCCGUGCUUGCGGUUCCGUCGUCCCGCUUGGGGUCCCGCCUCGCUCGUCGCCGCGAGAGUCGCCAGUCGCAGCCUUCUCGGCGCAUCGUGAAUGCCGAGUACAGCGAGAACUGGGCUGGUGCUGUCUAUGCUGAGGGCGAUGGCACAUACACAGCUGUGACCGGUACCUUCACCGUGCCCACGCCCUCGGGAGACGGUGCUGCGUCAGCAUGGGUCGGCAUCGACGGAGACACUUGCGAGACAGCUAUUCUCCAGACUGGCGUUGAUUUUACCUCUGAUGGCGGUGAGGUCUCCUACGAUGCCUGGUACGAAUGGUACCCCGACUACGCUUACGACUUCGAUGGUAUCGACAUCGCCUCUGGAGAUGUCAUCAAGCUAACGGUCACCGCGACUUCGACCACCUCCGGCACCGCCGUCAUCGAGAACACCUCGAACGGCCAGACCGUGACGCAGGAUAUCACGUCCACGUCUGCGCUCUGCGAGGAGAACGCGGAGUGGAUUGUGGAGGACUUUGAGGAGAACGGCUCGCUCGUCCAGUUCGCCGACUUCGGCACGGUCACGUUCACCGACGCGUAUGCUACCACGGCCGACGGCACGCAGACCCCCGCCGAUGCUACCGCCAUCGACAUUGAGCAGAACGGCCAGGUUCUUACCUCCGUUACUGUUGGUGAUGACGUUACUAUCAAAUACGUCUAG